GUGAAAUGCGAUGAAGAAAAGCCUACAUGCAAAAGAUGUCGAGACAGCAAAAUAAAAUGUGACGGCUACCUUCCCCUGAACAAAAGUCGAAUCUUACGGAAGGGAUUGCCAGUAGCAUAUGCGAACGCAAAAUAUAACGCCAAGUCUAUGGCUCCUCUGGCCCUAGCAUGCCUUGACCCUGAUUCUUUCGGCGACGGUUUAACGACAGCCUUAUUUCACCACUUUCGUACCUUCACUAUCACGGAUUUUGCCCUAAUCCCUGACUCGACUGUUUUUUGGGAUCGCCACGUGUUGCCUUUGAGCAAUGCGAUACCUGCUGUGAGAUAUGCUACCACAGCUCUUGGGGUUGCUCAUCAAGCCUUCUUGCUAAGAAGUUUGAACCCCUCAAACUUGCAGGAAAGUCAACGCCUGGACUUUUUCACAGUUCAGCGGUACAACCAGGCGAUUCAUCAAUUACUUCCACACAUCUCAUCUGGUAAACCCAUCGAUAUUCGGAUCAUCAUCACCUGCUGCCUGUUGUUCUAUUGCCUUGAGAAUAUCAGGGGUUGCUCGGCUGAGUCUAUACAACACUUGAAGGCCGGCUCACGGUUGUUGGUUUCUCUUCCACCCCAUUACGCAACGGAGACUACUCGAUACCGCACGAAUAACGACGACGCUAUAAGUGAAAUUGCUACUCUAUUCUCACGCCUAGGUAUUGAGGCAUCACUGUACAGCGAAGACGAAGUCGUGCCCGACCUGGGUUCCCACAGGAUACCGGUUCCGAGUUUUCCAGAGGAUAAAUUACAACCGUUUCAGGACCUCCAUAUUGCUCGAGACUUUCUUUGGGAUAUCGAUGUCGACCUUAGCACCUAUAACAACAAGGCUUUUGCGUUGGCUAAGGAGGGUGGGAGUCGCUUACCUGAGGACGGAAUCUCUCACCUGCUAGACAUUGCCGGUGGAUAUGGGCGAGUUGCUACCGUGUCAAGGGCUCCCCCAACCUAUGGCCCCUCCUAUGAGUCCGAACUACGACCUAUUAUAAACAGGUUCAGGUGUUGGAGGAAACGAUUUGACAGGACAGUCGAGGAGGCGGAGAAGAGAGUUAUGACAAAGCAGGAGCGCCAAGAGAUCAUGAUGCUUACCCUGCGACAACGCGUAUGGGAAACUAUGCUUGAAGAAGUCCCGGACGGCGACCCGAUGCUCGCAGAUAGCAUUCUGGACCAAGCCGAGCUGUUGAUCCAGACUUUCUCCUCCAAUCAUCCCAUUUUCACCCUCGAGAGCAAUAUCAUGUCGUCGACUUCAUUUGUCUGUUGCUACAGCGAUGAGGUAAGACACCGCAGGCGAGCUCUGAAAAUUCUCCGCUCUGCACGCAUACGCGAAGGGGUUUGGGAUAGCAUGGAGCUGGCCAACCUGAUUGAGGCUGGGUUUCCGGAGCUAAAGCUUGGUGAUACAGUUUCAAUUGUGAAAGGCGCAGUCAAUGUAAGUUUCAAUUGACUAUCUUAUUGAAAAGCAUCAAAGCUUGAAAUUCCUUCU
Molecule: messenger RNA, 1509 nt
Organism: Truncatella angustata
Lineage: Eukaryota; Fungi; Ascomycota; Sordariomycetes; Amphisphaeriales; Sporocadaceae
Exons: 2
Coding region: 148-1470 (440 amino acids)
Source: RefSeq, a predicted model, not a curated record